This is a messenger RNA of Dryobates pubescens (Downy woodpecker), 6252 nucleotides long. It is a transcript of the gene FILIP1L, whose product is annotated as filamin A interacting protein 1 like. Bases 271 to 3921 code for a protein of 1216 amino acids. NCBI's taxonomy places the organism in Eukaryota, Metazoa, Chordata, Aves, Piciformes, Picidae. The record is from RefSeq and is a predicted model, not a curated record. The transcript is spliced from 9 exons.
AUCACUGCUGCAGAGCAAGGAUGUUUGUAUCCAGGGCAGCAAUAUCACUUCCAACUACGUGAGACGGACCAUGAUGACUUUGCAGGACUGUCACCUGCUCCGUUCCCAAAAUGACACGAUCUGCCAGCACAUUCAGGUUUCCAGCCUAUGAUGUUCCAGCAGAUUCAUACUACAACAGAGACAAUUCUGGACACAACUAAGAGGAAAAUUUAGGGAAAAUAUCCCUAACUAUUAGCAGAAGAGCUCUGAACUGCUUCAGAGAGAGAAACCAUGCGUUCCAGAAGUAACAGCACAGAAAGCCCAACCAGACCAAAGCUGAUCCAGCAAAGACCAAAAGACCACCAUGAUGAAGAAGUUGGUUAUAGUGGCAAAGGAAACGUGCAACAAAGGCUAAAGGAGAAGGAUGCAGCCCAAGCUAGUACCAUCCUAAGAAGUCCUAAAGCAGAGAAAAAACAAACAAGUUCUUUCAAGAAAAGAGAGGAUCUCUCUCGUGAUGACCUGCUGUUUCUUCUUAGUGUCCUUGAGGGUGAAUUACAGGCUCAAGAUGAAGUUAUAGGAGUACUUAAGGCUGAAAAAAUUGACUUGGCUGUGCUUGAGGCACAAUAUGGCUUUGUUACUCCCAAGAAGGUGUUAGAGGCUCUCCAGCGAGAUGCUAUUCAAACAAAGGCGGAGCAAUGGCAAGAAGAUAUCUAUGAAAAGCCCAUGGGAGAGCUUGAUAAAGUUGUAGAGAAACAGAAAGAAACUCACAGACGAAUGCUGGAGCAACUUCUAAUGGUAGAAAAAUCACACAGACAGACACUGAAUGAACUAGAGGAAGAGAAGAGGAAGCACAUCAAAUACAUGGAAAAAAGUGAUGAGUUUACAAACUUACUGGAGCAAGAACUUGAAAGAUUGAAAAAGCUUCUGGAACAAGAAACAGCUUAUCAGGCAAAAAAAGAGAAGGAAAGCAACAAGAAAAUAGCCAAACUGAAAGAAGAAUUGACUAAACUGAAAUCCUUUGCUUUAAUGGUGGUGGAUGAACAGCAAAGACUUACUGAGCAGUUGAAUCAACAAAGUCAAAAAAUUCAAGAAUUAAUCACCUCUGCAGAACAAGCACAUAAGAAGCUGGCUUUUGCUGAAGCAAAAAUUCAAGAAGAGGGACAGAGAGCUAGCAGGCUGGAGGCUGAACUUCAAGCUCAAAGUGCUAAGACUUCCCAAGACCAAGAAGCAAUGAUGGCCAAGCUAACUAAUGAAGACAGUCAGAAUCGUCAGCUUCGGUUAAAAUUAACUGCUCUCAGCCGACAAAUCGAUGAGCUGGAGGAGACCAACAGAUCUCUACGAAAAGCAGAGGAAGAACUGCAAGAUCUGAGGGAUAAGAUAAAUAAGGGAGAAUGUGGGAACUCUGCACUUAUGACUGAAGUAGAAGAACUACGGAAACGACUGCUGGAGAUGGAAGGAAAAGAUGAGGAGCUUAUAAAAAUGGAGGAUCAGUGCCGAGAACUUAAUAGAAAGUUAGAAAAAGAAGUAUCACAGAGCAAGAACCUUAAAGGGGAAGUCGACAAGCUCCACAAAAGAAUUAUGGAGCUGGAAAAAUUAGAAGAUGCUUUCAACAAGAGUAAACAGGAAUGUUACUCCUUAAAAUGCAACCUAGAAAGAGAGAAAAUGUUAACAAAGCAGUUGUCCCAUGAGCUGGAGGGCUUGAAAGCUAGAGUUGGUGAGCUUGAAGCAGUUGAAAGCAAGUUAGAAAAAACUGAGUUUACACUUAAAGAAGAUUUAACAAAACUGAAAAGUCUAACAGUGAUGCUUGUGGAUGAAAGAAAAACUAUGGGAGAAAAAAUAAAGCAAACAGAAGAAAAGCUGCAAGCUGCAACUUCUCAGCUUCAGGUGGAGCAAAAUAAAGUGAUGUCCAUUACAGAAAAAUUAAUUGAGGAAAGUAAGAAGGCACUGAAAUCAAAAUCUGAUGCAGAGGAAAAAGUAUCCAGUGUUACAAAAGAAAGAGAUGAACUGAAAAACAAACUCAAAGCAGAAGAGGAGAAAGGAAGUGAUCUUGUUUCCAAAGUGAAUGUUCUAAGAAAAAGACUUCAAUCACUGGAAGCUGUUGAAAAAGAGUUUCUUAAAAAUAAACUUAAAGACAGUACUAAAUCCAGCACCUCCUUGCAGCAGGAAAACAACAAAAUCAAAGAGCUGUCUCAAGAAGUUGAGAGGCUUAAGCAGAAACUGAAAGAAAUGAAGGCCAUAGAAGAUGAUCUUAUGAAAACUGAAGAUGAAUUUGAGUCUCUGGAACGAAGAUAUAUCAGUGAACGGGACAGAGCCAAGCUCCUAUCAGAGGAGCUGGAGGCUGUGAAAAUGGAAGUGGCUAGGUAUAAGUUAACAGAAAAGACAGAGUCCAAUCAAGAGCAGCGCCUUUUCAUGAAGCUCAAAGAAGAGGAAGCUAAAUCAAGUCAUCUUUCCAGAGAAGUAGAUGCACUGAAAGAGAAAAUUCAUGAAUACAUGGCAACAGAAGACCUAAUAUGUCACCUUCGAGGUGAUCACACAGUCUUACAGAAGAAACUCCUCCAGCAGGAAAACAAGAACAGGGAGUUAGCAAGAGAAAUGGAAACUCUCACAAAAGAAUUGGACAGGUAUAGACGCUUCAGCAAGAAUGUCAGGCCUGGGCUCAAUGGAAGGAGAAUUUCUGACUUGCAAGUUUUUUCUAAAGAAGUCCAGACAGAUCCAGCAGACAAUGAACCACCCGAUUAUAAAACUCUCAUGCCUUUAGAGAGAACAGUCAUAAACGGGCAGCUGUAUGAAGAUGGUGAUAAUGAGGACAAAGACAACAAUGAGGUGGAACAAACAGUGUCUUUCAAAAGCAACUCAUCCAGUGCAAAUGCUGUGAACAAAAAAUUAUGGAUCCCUUGGAUGAAGUCCAAAGAGAGCCAACCACAAAAUGGAAAGACUCACACAAAGCAAAACGGAAAUUGUGCACAGACUGGAGACUUCGUGCUAAGCCAUACACCUGGCCAACCUCUUCACAUAAAAGUAACUCCAGACCAUGGACAGAACACAGCAACACUUGAAAUAACCAGUCCUACCACUGAAAGUCCUCACUCCUACACAAGCACAGCAGUCAUACCCAACUGUGGCACUCCAAAGCAAAGAAUAACCAUUAUUCAAAAUGCUCCCUUGACACCUGCAAAAUCAAAAGCAGCAGAGAGUUACACGAGCCCGGAGCAUGUAAUUUCUCCUAUUACUAUGGCUACUUUUUCAAGAUCUCAGACUCCUGAAUCAUGUGGUUCUUUAACUCCUGAAAGAACAAUGUCCCCUUUGGCUUUACCAGGCUCAAGUUCUCAGGAACAAAUGCUCUCCCCGGAGCCUCUAGAGAUGGGAGCCAAGCACACUGUUUUUAGAGUAUCCCCAGACAGGCAGUCGUCGUGGCAGUUCCAGAGAUCUAACAGUACGGGAUCAAGUGUCAUAACUACUGAGGAUAACAAAAUCCACAUCCAUUUAGGAAGUCCCUACGUCCAAGCUCUCACCAAUUCCAAGCCCACCAGCCCUUGUAACCCAGUGCAAGACAACAGAACUCCAGCACUAGCUAAUGGCCUACCCAGUAAGCCCACCAAUAAAAUCACCAGCAGUAUUACUAUCACACCAACAGCCACUCCUCUCCCACGGCAAUCACAAAUUACAAUUACUGAUGCCUUACGUCGUUCAGUUCCAACUCGGAUCCCCAAACCAAAGCCUACAUGUACAACCAAAGUACCUGUCAAAAUUCCUGCUGGACAUCCCAACAAACCACUCCAAGACAGCAGUUCUGGGAAGCUACACAUUAUAAGGACUGUGUCUAAAACUUGCCUUCAAAGUGGAGGGAGAAGAGUGCAUUCCAACAGUCUAAAUGGCUCAACUGAUAAAUUGUGGAAAAACUCCUUUCACAUAGGUGUUUCUUUAAGAACAGCCAAAUCCUAAUUCCUAAAUAAAGCAAAAGCUGGUGGUGAUCACAGUGCCAUAGCCAGGAUCAUGAUCCUUUUGCUGAAGCAAAGAGAGAUGUUGGUGCAUUCAGUUACUCGAUUUUUACCUUUUUAUUUCACAGCUAAAAGUUUAACUUAACAACUGAGACAGUACAACACAUUAGCACUGCUGCUGCCUGACUCUUUUUGCAAACCCACAACAGAAACCUGUGCCUCCCUCAACAGUUACACAAGAAAUUCUGUGAGAGUACUUCAGAAAAAGUUAAAGUUCAAAAAGAUGAGUCUACUUAAAACUCACCUCUGCUUGUGUCCUACAAGACACAGUUGUGUCAAAAUGCAGGUAAUUAAAGCAUGACUCUUCCAUAUUAAAAUGAAAAGGCUUAAAAUUUUGUUCACUAAAUCUGCAAGUUAACUACAAAGUUCCAAGGAUCCAUGUCAUGUAUGCUCCAAUUCAAGUACAUUUCAGACGUGCACCAUCACAAAUGUUAUGCAACUUGCAGAAUGAGUGUGUGCAAACACAAAGAAAAACAAAUGUAAGAAAGCAGCUGUCAAGUUGGCAUGCUUAUCAGAGAUAUCUUCUGUACAUGAACUCAUGGAUGAGCCAAAACAACAUCAAUUUUAGAAAAAGAAAGAAAGAUACAAACCCCUCCAUACACCAACCCACCAGCAGAUCUCAGCUCCAACCAAGCAACAAAACUCCCACUGAAUGUGCUACAAAGAAGAGGUUGCUUCUGGGUAGUUGCAAACCACAUAUUACAGACUGAUGCUAUUUGGCAGCCUUUAUUGUCAGUCCACACAAAGAAAAGAAAAGCUAUGGUGGAAGAAAUUAAUUCCUGCAAUAGAAUUCAUUGCUUCAGAGCCCACAAAGGACCCCACAAGUACUGUCAAAUCAUCCUCCACAGUACUACGUUGUACUUCUCACCUAUUCAUACCGCUGACACAGAAGAGUCAUUUUCCUCUGUUUUGGGAUGACACAAUUCAUUUCUACCUAUGAGGGACAUGGCUCACAUAGGCUCUUACUUCAGGAUCUAAACAAAAUGACCAACAGGGAUACUACACUUAUGGGAUUAAGGGAGACAAAGGAAGCAUGCAGAAUGAAAGACAAGGAGUGGUAACACAAAAGGAGGAAACUGAAAGAAUUUGUGAAAAACAGAAGUCCAUUUCUCUCCCUCAAAAUACUUGGGAGAUGUGGCAUGCUGGCUACAGGCAAGAUGUGGACCUUCACAGUGCUGCAAGAGGUGCUCUUUCUGCUCAUGGAGAGAAGAGGGAAAAGUUGGUGUCUUUCACCAGCACUAAACUAUCUGCUUACUAUUUUUGAUCUUCUCCUUUAUAGUUCUGAAUACACUUUAAAAUCCACAAUUAUGACUGGUCAUAGUUGUGACAUGAACUGGAAAACAAGAGAGAAGGAAGGAAGUCCUGCAGUCAAAUCACUUGGGACAUGUGUAACACUAACAACAUUGAUAAAUCAAGAAUAAUGACUGAGCAUUCUCUCCAAAAAAAAAAAAAACUCCUCUCAAAGUUAAAGGUUUGCUGAAGAAGUUAUUGGGCAAGAUUUUUUAGUUUGUGUCAUGAGACAAGGUAAAUAGAUGGUCAAUCCCUUCAGGGCUUUUUAUUAUUGGGUUUGGGGUUUGUUGGGGGUAUUGUACACCUAUAAGCCACCUGCAGCAGGGUAAAUAUUUAUGUCUCAAAGUGAGAGCAACUACCUUUAAUCUUUAACAUAGAUUCAAAAAAAUAAUGAUUUCCAAUGAUGUGGCCAAAAGCAAAUUAAGACUUACUCAUAUAUCCAUACACCAAGAUAUAUAUUUUGUGUUUUCAUACUCUUCAAGUGAGUCUGAACACCCUUUAUACACCUCACCUUACAAGCAGCCUCUUCCAACUACAGGUUGCUAAAAUCUAAGACACUUUUGAUGACUGAGUUAUUAGCGAGAAUAUUCCAUUGGUCAGGACUUCACCUAGAGUUAGACUUCAUGGACAGGGCAAAAGAUCAGUAUUUUACAAACACAUUUUGAAUUCUUCUGCUUUGCACCUAGAGUUUGUGUCAGAAAUGCCUUUUUUCUUUUUACUAGUCAGCAAAUGAAGCUUGAAAGUAAAUAUUUUUUUUUUCUUCAACAAAACUUGAUGUUUCACAGAACUAAACUUGUCAAAGGUGCUCACAAAUGGGCAAUCAUAUUCUUGUAUUGCUGCUUACAUUGCACUAUGUAAACCCUGAAUUCCUAUUUUGUGCCAAGUGGUUUUGAAGCAUUUUACAGUAUCCAUGAGAUGUGGUACUCGUUGACCGUCGAUUUUACAUCUGUUGUACAUGAACAAUAGCUACACCAAAUAAAAGUAA